ACAAUUCGCCUUUCAUUUAGACUCGAAUAGUCCAUAAACCAAACUAAAAACCGCAAACAUGAGGGCCGUUCUUUUCGCUUUAUUUCUCGUUGCUCUGGUUGCUUAUUCCUCAGCUGCCUGUAAUGCUAAAAUGUGCAGAAACAGCUGCUCUGCAUUGGGAUACAAAACUGGAAUAUGCUCCGGCAGCACGUGCCAUUGCGCAAACUUGAUGGCACAACAAUUUUUGGCAUUUGAUAUAGACGAGCUGGCUACCAUUUUAAGACCAUAAAAAAUUUGGA
This is a messenger RNA of Copidosoma floridanum, 278 nucleotides long. RefSeq lists its product as uncharacterized. The record is from RefSeq and is a predicted model, not a curated record. Lineage: Eukaryota; Metazoa; Arthropoda; Insecta; Hymenoptera; Encyrtidae.